UAUAUAAAAAAAAUAUGGGGAGGUCCAAUCAAUUAUACAUGAAGUCCAAGGAAGAGCAUGCAAUAAUAACCAUAGCAAGCAACAUUAUUACAUACCCGACUAAUAUUAGUCCAAGUUAUAAUUGCUCUAAACAUGCGUAAAGUUUUAGUAUUAAUUAGUUCUCUAUCUACCAUUAAAGUAACAAAAUUCAUAUUACAAGAGUUCUUUUUUUCUUUUUUCUUUUUUUCUUUUUUUUGGUUGCAUGCAUCUUUAUAACCAAAGUUUUCUAGGAUAUCGAUUAUCAUUGUCUUUUUGAACAAUUUCUUGUACUUUUUACAUACUACACUAUUUCUCAAGUCUCAAAAUACUAAGCAAUAAUCUUCUUCUCAUUAUACCAUAAAUGAAGAAGCUUCAACAAACUAGAAUUAGAAUUUGGUUUCUUAUCCAUUGCAUUCUUUCAAUCCUCUAUUUAUCAGCUAGCGCAUCACCAACCACCUCUCCUUUAUGUAACAAUGGACUAAAAGUUGAGCACCCAUACAUGACUUCGGACGUAACAGAAGUCGAAGGGAAAUCAUUCAAUUACAUAAUAAUCGGAGGAGGAGCAUGCGGCUGCCCGUUAGCAGCAACACUCUCGGAGAAAUUCUCCGUGCUCGUAAUCGAACGAGGGGACUCACCUUACGGCCACCCAACAAUUUUGGAACGAAAUAAGUUUGGCUAUCCACUCGUGGAAACGAACAAAUACACUUCAGUAGCACAAGAAUUCGUUUCCUUAGACGGAGUUUUGAAUUACAGGGGAAGAGUCCUAGGAGGAUCGACCGCUAUAAAUAGCGGAUUUUAUAGUAGGGCAAGUGAUGCAUUUAAUAAGAAAAUGGGAUGGGAUGAAAAGAUGGUAAAACAAGCUUAUGAAUGGGUGGAAUCGAAGGUGGUUUCCGCGCCAGAAACAUUAAGUCCUUGGCAAUCUGUUGUGUUAGAUGGACUCUUAGAGGCAGGGGUUUUGCCCUUUAAUGGGUACACUCUAGAGCAUGUUCAAGGGACUAAAUUGAGUGGUACUAUAUUUGACGUGCUCGGAAAACGCCACACGGCUGCUGAUCUUCUUGGUGGAGGGAAUCCGAAGAAUAUUGUGGUUUUGUUGAAUGCAACUGUGAGUAAGGUCUUCUUCCACCAUGAUGAAGACAAAGCAGGGGAUAAACCAAGUGCUAAAGGAGUAAAGUUCAUCAAAAGUGACGACGACACAAAAAAAUCCCACAAAGUUUACCUCAAGAAGCAAGAGAAUUCAAGUCUACCAAGGGGUGAAGUUAUACUCACAGCAGGAGCACUUAGCAGCCCACAAAUCCUCAUGCUAAGCGGUAUCGGACCCUCGAAACACCUCCAAACGUUCAACAUAUCAGUGUUAGCAGACUUGAAAAGUGUAGGAAACAGAAUGCAGGACAAUCCUGCAAUAUCUCUACUAGUCGAUUCGAAGCCUAAAUCUCGAACACCCGAUACACCACAAGUAACAGGCAUUACAGAAAACUUUAAGGUCAUACUUGAAUCAAUCAUAGUACCAGUAAGUAAGGACUUAACACGGGUGUCAAUAGCCGGUAAGCUUGCCUUCCCUGCUUCGACGGGCACACUUGAGCUGAAAAACAAGGAUCCUAGGGAAAAUCCGCUAGUUAAGUUCAAUUAUCUAUCAAAAGAUGAAGAUAUGGAGUAUUGUGUUAAGAUACAUCAGUUGGUAGAGGGAGUAUCAAUGUCCGAGGCAGUGAGUGUAUACCUCGGGCGCGAACGUAGCCGGUUGGAGAAGCUAGGGAAAGAGGAGAGUAAAGAGUAUUGUAAGAAAAAUGUGAGCACGUUUUAUCAUUAUCAUGGUGGGUGUACUAUAGGAGAAGUGGUAGAUAAGGAUUACAAUGUGUAUGGAAUUAAGGGUUUAAGGGUUAUGGAUGGAUCGACUUUGGUGGAAUCUCCGGGGACUAAUCCUAUGGGUACAUUGAUGAUGUUAGGAAGGUAUCAAGGUUUGAAGAUUGUACAGGGUAGAUCAAGUUCAUGAUCUUCAAUUCAAAGAUGAUUUAUGUUAUAACUAUUGUGAUUAUUGUUCAAACUAGUGAUUGAUUUUGUGUGAUGUUCUUUGAGGAAUUUUGGUGUUAACGUGUGAUACACGAAUUGUAUAAUAUAUUCUAAAGAAUAGAAUUGUAUAAUAUAUUCUAAAGAAUAAUAUAUACGUAAUAUAUUGCCUUUCUUUUA
This is a messenger RNA of Chenopodium quinoa (quinoa), 2199 nucleotides long. Its product is annotated as (R)-mandelonitrile lyase-like. Lineage: Eukaryota; Viridiplantae; Streptophyta; Magnoliopsida; Caryophyllales; Amaranthaceae. The record is from RefSeq and is a predicted model, not a curated record. Gene Ontology annotation, molecular function: flavin adenine dinucleotide binding; oxidoreductase activity, acting on CH-OH group of donors. The transcript is spliced from 3 exons. Bases 380 to 2005 code for a protein of 541 amino acids.